This is a messenger RNA of Magnolia sinica, 974 nucleotides long. RefSeq lists its product as uncharacterized. NCBI's taxonomy places the organism in Eukaryota, Viridiplantae, Streptophyta, Magnoliopsida, Magnoliales, Magnoliaceae. Bases 33 to 974 code for a protein of 313 amino acids. Gene Ontology annotation, biological process: shoot system development; root development. The record is from RefSeq and is a predicted model, not a curated record. The transcript has a single exon.
AGCAUUUUUGGGCCAUCUUGAUCAACGGCAAGAUGGUCAGCUCAUCUACGGCGGCCACGAUGAAGAGUCCUAACCAUGUCCGCUCAACCAGCUUGCCUUCCAGGUCGCAUCCCCUCGCUCAGAGAGUCGAGGAACAGCUCGGCAAAUUAAGAGCUUGGAACACACUCUCAUCAUCGUCAUCAUCAUCAUCAUCGUCGUCGUCCGUCCAUCCAACAUCCGAGAUGUUAUGUGAAAGCUUGAAUGGCCUCGUUGACUUGUAUGAUUGCGUUGGGGAUUUGCUCGAAUUGCCACUCACCCAACAAGCAUUGGUCCAUCAUCGGCACCAGAAAUGGGCCGAAGAAGCAUUGGAUGGAUGUCUUCGAAUGUUGGAUGUGCGUGGCAGCGCCGGAGAUGUUUUCAUGAAGAUGAAGGAACAUGUCCAAGACCUACAAUCAGCUCUUCGCAGAAGAGAACCUGGUGUUGGAAGCAAGGUCUCGACUUUCCUCUCUUCCAAACGGAAGAUGAAGAAAGAUAUAAAAAAAUGCCUUAAAGCAUCGAAGAGAACAGAAAACCAAUCCACUCUCUUUCCUCUCUUGGGCGAUAAUCAACAUCUUGGGGUGGUUAUUCAUGUCCUCAGAGAAGUAAGGUCGAUCACCAUCUCCGUCUUCGAAACCAUUUCAUCCUUCAUGUUAGUGUCAAGGCCAAAAAUUACAUUGGUUGGAAGGUCCGUGGUCUCAAAAUGGAUGGGCAUGCAGCGAGUAGCAUGUGAAGGAGAAGCGAAGAAAAUGAGUGAAAUGGAGAGGGUUGAUGCCACUCUCUACUCCCUUCACAGCAGCAAUGUAUGCAAGGAUAUCGAUGCCGAGAGCAUGCAAAUUGCACAAAAACAGUUGGAAGGAUUGGAACUAAGCAUCCAGAGUCUUCAAGAUGGAUUGGAUUGUUUGUUUAGGCAUUUGAUUAAAACCCGAGUCUCCCUCCUCAAUAUAUUUAACCACUAG